AUGCUCGAAAUAGAUAAAUUAAAAUUAAUAGAAUGUUACAAAUCAAGAACAGUAUUAUGGAAAACAAAUCAUCCUGAAUAUCAUAGUCAAAAAAGUAGAGAUGAAGCAUUAAGAGAAAUUGUUGAAAAUUUUGAACAUAAAUACUCUCAGGAGACAAUCAAAAGAGAAUUCAAAAAUCUACGUGACACAUGGGUUAAAAUAAGAAGGCGAAGAGAUAAAGAAAGAGAAGACAGCAAAAAAACUGGUCAACCUGCUCGCGCUAUAACAUGGCAUUUCUGGGAACCAUUAGCAUUUCUUGAUGAAAUAAGUGGCACUUCCAAAAGAUAUUUUGCUGAUAGAUGUCAUACAGAUGAAACAAUUAAUAUAAAAGAUGACUUUAAUUCAAAUUUAUCAAAAGAUUUUCCCAAUGAAAAUUUUAAUUUACUCAGGCUUGUAACUUCAUCAAGAUCUGUAAAAGAAAAUGAAUCUAGUAAUACUUCAUUUUUAUACAACAGUGACUCCGCCUACAAUUCCCCAAAGCAAAAAAAACCAAGAAUAGAAGAAGAUCUUAUCCACAAAAAAGAAUUUUCUCCUGAAUCACAAUACGAAAGUUCGAAUGAUCUCUCAGCAAUCACAAACAUCCGUUCUAAUGUUAGUACACCUCCUAGCAUUACUACAGCAAUGGUUUCCUUGGCGGGUCCAAGUAAUAAUUCAUCCAUUCAUCAUGUUUCUAAUCUUGUUACAAGUAUCUUAACUCAAAUAUAUGAAAGAGAUCCUAAAAGUGCUGAUGAAUUUUGUUCUGAAAUGCUGAAAAAUGCCUAUAGUAAACUUAUAGAAGUUAAAUACAAUACAAAAAAUAUUUAG
Molecule: messenger RNA, 843 nt
Organism: Strongyloides ratti
Lineage: Eukaryota; Metazoa; Nematoda; Chromadorea; Rhabditida; Strongyloididae
Product: MADF domain-containing protein
Exons: 1
Coding region: 1-843 (280 amino acids)
Biological process (GO): regulation of transcription by RNA polymerase II
Cellular component (GO): transcription regulator complex; nucleus
Source: RefSeq, a predicted model, not a curated record